Messenger RNA from Acanthoscelides obtectus, 207 nucleotides. The record is from the annotation of a GenBank genome assembly. Lineage: Eukaryota; Metazoa; Arthropoda; Insecta; Coleoptera; Chrysomelidae.
GAAAUGUAUUAGCUGAAGUAUGGAGUUCAAUUUAAAUUGAUGGCUAUAAUGUUAAUGCAACAUAUAUUGGGGCAGGUGAACAAGAUUAAAUGGUAUUCGGAACAUGUGCGUGAGAGCCAUACUUGCUUCAAAUUGUAAAAUGUAGAAAUACAGUAUGCUGUCGUCCAAGAAGUGGCCUAUUUAGAUUACUAGAUAAUAUGUUUCUUC